AUGGAUGGUUGUCGGUUCGGGAUCGAGUUGGAGUUUAUGGUCCCUGUUGUGGACAAGGCAGGCUCGUCCAAACAUGCGAAGCCUCGGGAUGAUCGGUGGCCGGACGGUGCGAAUGGAUACGAAACCGACAACGAUGUAUUUGGCAACAAAGCCAGCCAGAAAUCAGUUUGUGCCGCUCUGUCUGACUGCAACCUUCCUUCGGCCCGUAUGGUAGUUACGGAUGCCCUUAGAAAUGACCCGGACUACGAGGAGAGUUCUGGCAAGGAAAUACCAAUCGAUCAGGAUGUAUCAUUACGCGUGUGGAACACGCCGACGGUCAAAAUCAGCAGCACCGAGCGAUUCAAGUACUGGUAUGUGACGGACGAGGCCAGCAUUGUGCUGGGUAUGGAGAAGAAGAAGAUCAAGAUUCCUUCCGGCUGUUAUCGCUGGUACGGCGUGGAGCUGAAUAGUCCAAUACUUUCCAGCGUGGAAGAAUUAGAUCACGGUCUUCCAGCUCUCAGAAAGGGACUCGCCUCCAUUCGGAACAAUAUCAAGGUCUGGCUCAACUCGGAGUGCGGGCUCCACAUUCACGUCAGCCCCGCGGACCGAGAUGUGGAUGAGAUUGUGGCGAAGAGACUGGCAGCAUUGGUAUUUCUGCUUGAACGGCCGCUUCUAGUGAAGCUUUGCCAUCCAAUCAGACAAAACUCAACGUAUUCUCGCCCUUUCUUCACCCAGCCCUGGAUCGCCGAGUCUUUUACCACAUGCGCGAGUUUCCCAAUCGAAGUCAACGAAAUUCUUGCCUAUCGCGAACGGACCAUGGGCAAGCGCCACGAGGAGCAUUCAAUGUUCAGAUCGCUCUGCGCUAUUCUCUCGCAGGAUAAUAUCAACGAGCUGAUUAAACUGCUACAGAUACACACUGGCAAGUGUGCACUCGUUAUUUCCGACUUUGGUACAGUCGAGUUUCGGUAUCCUGAAGCAUCCUUUGACCCAGAUUUUAUCUCUGCUUGGAUCCACCUCGUCCGACGGUUACUCGCGCUCGCUUCAUCCUCGGACGAAGCGUUUGCAAGCACUCUCUGUAGGUUUUACGAGUUGGCGACAACGGAUACAAGUGUGUCUUGGGCACAAUGGCUGCAUGAACUGCAGCUCCCUGCCGUACGCGACUUUUUCGAGAAUCGUGUCAAACGGUAUCAAACCGAUUUGAAGAACUUGGAUCAACCAGUCAUCCUAUCACGGAGCGUCGCUUAG
This is a messenger RNA of Drechmeria coniospora, 1224 nucleotides long. RefSeq lists its product as uncharacterized. NCBI's taxonomy places the organism in Eukaryota, Fungi, Ascomycota, Sordariomycetes, Hypocreales, Ophiocordycipitaceae. The record is from RefSeq and is a predicted model, not a curated record. The coding region runs from base 1 to 1224 and encodes 407 amino acids. The transcript has a single exon.